This is a messenger RNA of Kwoniella mangroviensis CBS 8507, 2010 nucleotides long. RefSeq lists its product as uncharacterized. The transcript has 4 exons. The record is from RefSeq and is a predicted model, not a curated record. Gene Ontology annotation, biological process: inositol phosphate biosynthetic process; phosphatidylinositol phosphate biosynthetic process. Bases 1 to 2010 code for a protein of 669 amino acids. Gene Ontology annotation, molecular function: inositol-1,4,5-trisphosphate 3-kinase activity; inositol-1,4,5,6-tetrakisphosphate 3-kinase activity; inositol hexakisphosphate kinase activity. Lineage: Eukaryota; Fungi; Basidiomycota; Tremellomycetes; Tremellales; Cryptococcaceae. Gene Ontology annotation, cellular component: cytoplasm; nucleus.
AUGCCUAGCUCAGUCCACAGUUUGAGCGACUACGAUGAAGCGGACACCGCCUUCCGUCACUCGCUUGGUCUAGGCACUAGGCGAGACCGCGAGGAUUUCGUGACGUUUCAAGAUCCCGAUGGGGGUGUAAUGAAGAUCCCUCGAAGCGAGUAUAUAGCAAUGAACAUAGAUUUGGAAGGACAGGAAAUGAGUGAAGGUGACGUUAUGCUAGCUCGUAAAGAUGAAGAAGACAUGACUUCUGCCCGGAGUAUGGAGAGCCUGGCUAAAUCUAGAUCACUCCCUUCUAUCAGCUCGACCUACCCUUUUGGCCCGUUGGUUGAAGAUGGAGGUAUGAUAGCUGAAGAUCAAGUUCCAGAAAUGGAAGAUGACUUCAAUGAUAACGAAGAUGAUGAUGGAUUGUCUUUACCUGAUCUAUCAGAAGAUGGUUCUGUUAUCGAAAGUCCCUUGAACGACAUGCAUGAUCCAAUGGAGAUUGCUGCUACGUUACCCGAACCUAGUAUAUCCAUAACAACACCUAUCGACUCUCAACCAAACACAUCUACGGCUUCUUCUGCGGGUAAACAGACCGUUGAGGAAUUUAGGAUCACAGAGGGACCGCCACCUUGGGUCCUAAGGGAGUUCGAAACCGGUGGUGGACAUGGUAUAGCUAUUAGUCCAGAUGGCUCUACCAUCGUCAAGAGAACCCAUCUUCAAGAGAUCAUCGUGUACGAACGGAUCAACUGUAAUGACUCACCUCUACGAGCUAUCAAAGAUUGGGUACCAAAUUACGAAGGGUGUUUCACCGACCAUCCGUCGGUCUUGGUCACUGUCCCGGAGCUAUCUUAUCCGUUCUCGAAGGCAGAUUCAUCAAAUUCUCACCUACGUCCUCCGAUGAGUCGCAGACCGGGGUUAUUAAGGAAUAACACCUCUGAUACCCAUUCCACUUCGAUAAUGCUUGAAAAUCUGAAAUACGGUUACAAACCCAGUACGAUCUCAGAAUUCGACAUCAAGCUAGGAAGAAACAUGAUUGAUCCAUGGGCAAGCGAUAAUACUGCACCUAAAUUGAAGAGAAUGGAAGAUCAAGUGAAUGAUACAACUAGUAAAUUAGAUGCUGUCAGGUUGAUUUGGGCCAAUACUGCGAUACAAGAUGCGAUCACCGGCGAAUGGGAUCAUGUGAAGACCGAUAAGUAUUAUGGUAAAUCGUUGAAAAGGACUGAAGACGACCAUGAAAGAGAGGACUGUGAUACUCUUAAUGAUGCUUUUGUGAGGUUAUUCCCCUCGCCUAGAGAUACCAUCGUAUUCAAAGGUGAUUCGUCAAGAUCGAAAUCGACACAGCCCGUUAGUGCAUUCGGUAGUGAUUUGGAGAGAUACCGACAUGAUGAGCUCCUAAAUCCUGAGAAGAACCCAAGACGAUUCGCCUCUACCAUGAGCGGUGUAAGUCGUACUUUGCCUGACCUAUUUGAUCUACAACGAAUGAACAAGGAGACAGACCAAGUAGAUCUAAUGAUAAGCACUAUGAGACAUAUUCGAUAUCGUAUAAAAUCGCUUAAAGAAGCCGUCAAACAAACUUCUUGGAGAUUUGUCGGAUCGUCCUUAUACGUAGUCCACGGCGAAGAUGAAGAAGAACUAGACGAACCUAAUGGAUUGACCAAUUCGUUGGUAGAGGAAGACGUCAAUGAAAGUCAAAUUGACUCAUACCUUCAUCUAAUCGGAUACAAUAAUUACAAUUCGAAGAAUAACGAAUAUUAUCCAAAUCUAAAUACCCGAAUAAGCGUCGACGAUUUACCAGAUAUCAAGUUUCACUAUUUCUCACCUUUUUAUGAGGCCGAGAGAGAACCUCAAGUGAAAUUGAUCGAUUUUGCUAGAACUGAUUAUGGUGAAGGACCAGAUAAGGAUGUCAUGGAUGGUUUACAGACGACAAUCGAUUUGAUGUCGAAAAGGAUCGAUACGCUGAAAGAUACGAAAAAGGAUAUACAAAGUCAGAUUCAGUCAACUAGGGAUGAGAUCAUGAAUGCGAGUAGGAGCUAUUAG